Exaiptasia diaphana is the source of this 1157-nucleotide messenger RNA. Its product is annotated as macrophage mannose receptor 1. The transcript is spliced from 5 exons. NCBI's taxonomy places the organism in Eukaryota, Metazoa, Cnidaria, Anthozoa, Actiniaria, Aiptasiidae. The record is from RefSeq and is a predicted model, not a curated record. Gene Ontology annotation, molecular function: signaling receptor activity. Bases 121 to 912 code for a protein of 263 amino acids.
AUUGUUUAGUGUCGAUGAAGACUGUCAGUUCAAUUGUCAAGUUCAGCACCCAACUUAGUAUGCGCGUAUUAAAAAAUCCAUAUCUGAUCGUUUAGUAACUGUUAACUACUACAUUGAAAAAUGUUGCGGAUAGCAUCGGUUUUCUGGUGUAUGUUUUACGUUGCUGAUAUGAAAGUAUCUGGUCAAAAAUGCAAAACGCAAGACUACAAAGAAACAUUUCAAAACAAAGCUUUAAGAAACCAUACUUUCAAGACUGAGUGGGCGUCAAGCGAUGCACACUGUGAGAGCAAGUGCUUUCAGGAUAAUCGAUGYAUAUCGUACAACUUUGGCGAGGACGCAAAGACCAAACGACCAAAUACGUGCGAAUUAAGCCAUUCGGACCACGUGAUGCAUCCUAAGGAUCUAAUUGGUCGAAAAAGGACAGUUUAUCGACGUGCAGAGAACAAGUGCUCGUGUUUAUCGUUCCAAGUGUGUAGGGUGAAUUGGUUGGAGAGCACUUAUCAGUGUGAAUGCAGGCCAGGAUUUACUGGAGAUCGAUGUGAAACAGCAGUAAUUCCAACAACGUCACCUCGUUCUCAAUAUACUGGUAUUGAAAGUGGGAUAUCAUCCUGGUAUCAAGGAAGCGAAAACUGCAAGCACAAGAACGCCCACUUACCUUCCAUUCACAGUAAGGAGGACAACGAAAAAGUCUUGAAACUCUUUUCGUUUGGCACCUUCUCUCCGAUGAUGUGGAUUGGAAUUGGAAAGGCUGCUUCGGGAGCAUAUUCCUGGUCAGACGGAACACCAGUGGAUUACCAUAAUUGGAAGACCUCAACGCCGGCGGCUGAUGCUUACUGUGGUGUAAUGUWCUCURCAACUGGCGAAUGGGAAUUGUGGRAUUGUGAUAGUYCACAAAAAUACGUCUGCGUUUAAUUGAGCCGAAUGCUGCAAGUAAAUUAAAUAUUGUAGCGAUGCAUUCUCKUCUYGAAYGCCAAGACUCUUUCACUUGUUUCUUUCCAUGUGACCUUCUUUAGUCUUAUAUUUCAUUUUUUCACGGAUUUUUCAGAGUUUUUCAUAAUCAGAUUUACUUUCACACUUUAUCACUUUUGCAAACAGGUGUUUGUUUGCAUUACUAAUAGUAUUAUAUGUAUUUAUUGAAAUAAGAAUCUUUAAAAAAC